GGGUCCCUGAAAGACAGGCACAUUGAAAAUGGGAGUGAACUCUACGCCAUAUUUACACCAAAAGAAAACUUACGAGGAACUGCCAGACCCUCCCAGGAAAACAACAUGAGAAAUGAAGGCCCACACAGCGUCUUCUGUCAUGUGAUGCUAAAAGGUAGGUAUGAAAUCCAUGUGAACUUGGAUUGUGACACAUUGACUGACUUGAGAGGACGGCUUUCACUUGAGAGUGGAAUACCUUCACACGUUCUUUACCUCAAAGACUAUAGAUGUAAAGUCAAUGAUACACUACAUAAUCUUGGAAUCAGUGAAGACACGUUGCUGCAAUUCUCUUUGUCCUCAUUUCACAAUGGAGCACCGCAGAUUAAUAAAUUCUGCCAAAGUGAUGUCACACCAUCAGUGAAACAAACCGAGAAGGGCCUCAGUGCCUUUUUCUCAGUUUUGAAUGCCAUUAGAAAAAAAAAUAGAGGAGAGGGGUUCAAGAAUGUGAUUGCAUACAUUCGGAAAAUCAGUGGAUGCAAUGCCUUAGCCCAGAGCUUGUUUCAGGUUAUCUGCCAAAACAAGACUGGUACACGGGUUCAGAAGAUUGCCAUAGUUGAAGGACUGUACUAUCUCUUCAGAGAGUUGUUACCCAGCCAUACAAAAAGAUCUGAUGACAGGAUAAUUGAGGACAUGGAUGUUUUUGAGUAUUCCCCAGUUUGCUGGGCCUACCUCAUAUCUCAAGCAAAGGAUGUGAGCACAGAGCAUGAGAACUAUGCUUCAAUUUGCAUGAAGGCACAGUCAACAAAUCAGCGUUUCUCUGAGCCGGUGCGUGUCCCAGGCGUGCCUGAAGUGUUUGAGAGAGAGUAUGUGCUGGAUGUCAUUAGAGAGGGAGGAAUUAUUCCAAACUGCUCUGAACUGAAUCUUAAAGAGACCUCAAUCAAAAAAGCCACUGAUGUUGAAAAGAUUCUGCUCAGUCUCCCGCCGUUCCUUGAAUACGUCCCCUCUGGACUGACUAUGACGGCACUACACCCGAGUCCAGAAAAAUAUGGGAUGUACAUCUGCAAAGAUAAAGGGGGUCCUCAAAAGAUUGUUGUUUUCAACCCUCUUGCUGGAGAACACAUCACAGUGAACAUAGAUAAACUGGCUAAUAAACUUAGAGAUGUCAGAGAUGAUCUAACCUUCAAAGUCACGAAGACCCCAAAAGAAGCUGUUGUGGUACUUCUUGACUCAAGUUCCUCCAUGGGUGAGGAGUGUUUCGACAAAGACUGCAAAAUGACGCGAAUUGAAGCCGUCAAAGAAAUAUUUGAUUGCUUUGCCAACCGAUGCAUGGCUUAUAAUUUUGAGCAAGUUAUCUGCCUUGUGAAGUUUGACUCUAUAGUGAAAACUCUUCAUACAUUCACAGAAACAGUGGAAACCUUCAAGGAGCAUGUUCAUGGACUUCAGCCGUCUGGAGCCACUUUAUUGUAUGAUGCUUUAAAUCGUGGAUGCAAAGAACUUAACCAGAUCAGACAGAGAUUUCCAGAUUGCCGAUGUCGCAUUUUAUGCCUGACGGAUGGAAAUGAUUGUGGAUCGAUGUGUAUGCCGGUUGCCACUGCAAAAAGGUUGAUGGAUUCAAAAAUCGUUGUUGAUGCUGUGCUGAUCGGUGCAGUGGAUAACACCGAGUUACAUGGGAUCAGCAAUGUUACAGGUGGUUGCUGUUUUAAGCCUGAAACGAGCAAAGCAGCCUUGCAACUCUUCGAGAUGGAGACGGUCUUGUCAAUGGAGCUGAGGAAGGAAAAGAAAUGCUUUGAUGCAUCAUCAAUUAACAAAGUGGAUGACCUCAACAUUUUUGGGACCUGUGGUUAUGAUAUCAAACCAGAGGUUAAAUUACCUCCACAGAUACACAACAAAGUGACUCUGACAAAGAAUGCUUUGAAAAAGAGGAUCGUGGAGUCCAAGACGGGCGUCUUUCUGGAGAAGGACAAGAGGAUCUUGGAAGAGCUGAAGAAUCUCCACUGUGACCCUCAUCCGUUCUGCACAGUCCUGCCGUCUGAGGCAGAUAUGGCCUUCUGGAAGAUCCUCAUGAAAGGUCCACCUGAUACCCCGUAUGAAGACGGCGUCUUUGAGCUGUACUGUGAGUUUGGUCCUGAAUACCCAGUGAAACCACCUCUCAUGAGAUUCGUCACCUCUGUUUACCAUUGCAAUGUAAACAAUGUGGGAAGAAUCUGUCACAACAUAUUUGAUCGAAAUUACUCCGCCCACAUUACCAUGAGAGAGAUCUUGGAUGCGAUAUUCGGGCUCUUGAUCGCUCCAGAACCGGAGGAUCCUCUUGACAGCAUUUUGGCUGAAGAAUUCCAGUCCAACAAACACAAAUAUGUGGAAGAAGCCAAGAAAAGUACAAAGAUGUAUGCCAGUUCCUCCUUGGAUGACUUGGAAAAGAAAUAUGUAGGUCCGGAGUUGCAGAAAAUGGUCACUCCUCCUACUUUAACGUGUCCUCUGUCACACAAGUUGUUUGUUGAUCCAGUGAAAACUGCAGAUGGGAUGGUGUAUGAGCGCAGCGCUAUUGAGGAUCACUUGAAGCUGCAUGGAAGUACUGAUCCUCUGACUGAAGAUGUGCUACAGAUAUCACACUUAAAGCCAGACCUGAACACAAAGAAGGCUGUGAAGGAAUAUCGCAUGGCACAGAUUAAGGAAACGCCUGUUUAGGGGUUAUUAUGAUAAUCUUGUGAAUUAUGAGAGCAGUUUGAUUUGUUGUUUAUUGCUGCUUUGGACCCUUUGUUCUCACGUUUUCUAAAGAGGGUGCUUACUUUAUCUUAAUAUGUAAGAUUUUACACUUUUUAUUUCAGCAAUAUGUUGUUAUAACAUGUUGAUUUUGGUUCGAUGUUGGUUUGUGUGCUUUAAUCUGUUCAUGACUCGCUGUCAGUUGUCUGUCAGUAACAAUUACUGAAUUGCAAAUCAAUAAAAGUAAUAUUA
Pimephales promelas (fathead minnow) is the source of this 2931-nucleotide messenger RNA. Lineage: Eukaryota; Metazoa; Chordata; Actinopteri; Cypriniformes; Leuciscidae. The record is from RefSeq and is a predicted model, not a curated record.